GCACCAGAUGGCCGGCGCUCUACAUAAGUGGCGUGGGACUCACAACUGGUACAGUAAGUUGUUCAAGGUCAACCAUGGAGGUAGUAAGCAUGAUCCUGACUGUGGCGCAGAAAAUCGUGAUGGCGGCGGAGACGGCCCGCCAGAACAAGGACAAGUGCCUGGAGCUUGCCGAACGCGCAGGCGUCAUCAGCGAAAUCCUCCGCGCAGACCGUGACGCCACUCUGCAUGCGGCCGGCGGUGGCGCUCCCACGGCGGCUCCACCGCCGGGGCCCCUCACAGACACGGCGCGGAUAAGGAAGGAUCCGCUGGACAGGCUACAUGCCGCCCUUAGCGAGGCGCUCGAGCUCGUCGAGUCCUGCCACCGCUGCUGGUUGAUCUCCAUCCUCUGCAGCGGCAGGACUGCCACGAGGUUCCAGGACGUCGACCGGAGGAUCACCAACUGCCUCACGGACCUCCACCUCGCGGAGCGGGUAGCCGAUCGCCUUCGUGCUCGCCACGCCAACAGUAGAGGAACAGGCUCGAUGGGUAGGGAGGCGGCCAUCACCGCGCCGCCACCACAGCAGCACCAGGUUGCGCAGGCCGUGCAUCGUCGGGUGCCAUCGCACGAGGUACAGGCCACGCCUCGGGCGUCGUUGGCUAGCCCUGGCCUGGCGGAGGCCUUGCGCCGCAUCGGCAUGGAGCAGUCCGCACCGCCACCGCCGCCCGGACUGCCACCACAGCAGCACCAUGGUGCGCAGGCCGCCCCUCGUCGGAUGCCAUCGCAGGAGGCCGCCCCUCGUCGGAUGCCGUCGCAGGAGGCCGCCCCUUGCAUGCCGUCGCAGGAGGCUACCCCUCGUUGGAUGCCGUCGCAGGAGGCCGCCCCUUGUUGGAUGCCGUCGCACGAAGCCGCCCCUCAUCGGAUGCCAUCACAGGAGGCCGCCCCUCAUCGGAUGCCGUCACAGGUGGCCGCCCCUCGGAUGCCGUCGCAGGAGGCCACCCCUCGUCGGAUGCCGUCGCAGGAGGCCGCCCCUCGUCGGAUGCCGUCGCAGGAGGCCGCCGCUCGUUGGAUGCCGUCGCAGGAGGCCGCCGCUCGACGGAUGCCGUCGCAGGAGGCCGCCCCUCGUUGGAUGCCGUCGCAGGAGGCCGCCCCUCGUCGGAUGCCGUCACAGGAGGCCGCCCCUCGGAUGCCGUCGCAGGAGGCUACCCCUCGUCGGAUGCCGUCGCAAGAGGCCGCCCCUCGUCGAAUGCCGUCGCAGGAGGCCGCUCCUCAUCGGAUGCCGUCUAGAUCACUCUAG
Molecule: messenger RNA, 1274 nt
Organism: Lolium perenne
Lineage: Eukaryota; Viridiplantae; Streptophyta; Magnoliopsida; Poales; Poaceae
Source: RefSeq, a predicted model, not a curated record